AUGGAAACUCAAGAAAUAUCACAUAAGAAUAAUGACGACAAUAAAGUUGAAGAAGAAAUACCACAUAAUGAUAAUAAUGACAAUAAAGUUGAAGAAGUAAAUGAUACUAAUGAGGAUGCUAAAAUAGUUGAUGAAAAUAGCAAUAAAAGCAUAACUGAGGAUACUGGAGGAGAAGCUGUUGAGGACCAAACUAAUGCGGUAGAAGGAACAGGAUCCGUUACUGUUAUUUUAAGUUCUUACUUUCAUUUUGGUGGCAUUGCUGAAGAUACAACACUAUGCGCUUCGGAAGAUGAUCCAAUGAUACCUGAUGACAUGGAGGUAGAUUUUACAUAUAACGUCAAAGUUUAUCUGUCAAGCUACAUUAUGAAUGAAACUGGAUACGUGAAAGAAGACGCAUUUCGAGAAGCACCCAUAGUUAUCGAAUCAUUCUUGAAUUAUUUGGUCAGAAGACAAGUAUGUCCCGAGUACUUGGAGGAUAUACAACAAGCAAUAAAAGUUGCUCAAUUAGCUAAGGAUGAGCUUUUGAAUUGUAAAUUGUUGACACAGGAUGCCCCUGGAAAGUUCAAUAAAUCAUGUUCAUUACUAUUUGGUGGUGAGCUAUAUGGAAGGUUUGAUAAUCCUUACCCCAGCGAAGAAAGCAUGGCUUUAUUAUUUGGAAUUCAUCCAGAAGAAGCAGAACAAAUUGUGAAAAAAAUUUUCGGUGACAAUGCUUUAAAUGAGUUAACAGAGGUGAAGCAAGCCAGAAAAUUAGGAUUAACUGUCGAAAUUAUCAAAGUCAAUGAACUACCAGAGUCAGCAACAAAUGAUACAGAGGAUGAUACAACAUCGGAAAAUGAAGAUGAUUGGUUACGUUCUUAUUUUAUUCGUGAAUUUGAAGUUUGUGAAUUUGAAUCUCCUGAUGCAGAACCAUUUACUAUCGCUGUUGGUCCAGAUCUUGCACCCUAUACAAUGAUCUCUUACUUAUUAGUGGAUAUUAACUAUUUUGCACGUAUAGGUUGA
Racocetra fulgida is the source of this 999-nucleotide messenger RNA. Lineage: Eukaryota; Fungi; Glomeromycota; Glomeromycetes; Diversisporales; Gigasporaceae. The record is from the annotation of a GenBank genome assembly.